Molecule: messenger RNA, 1566 nt
Organism: Cryptomeria japonica (Japanese cedar)
Lineage: Eukaryota; Viridiplantae; Streptophyta; Pinopsida; Cupressales; Cupressaceae
Product: disease resistance RPP13-like protein 4
Exons: 1
Coding region: 1-1566 (521 amino acids)
Biological process (GO): defense response
Molecular function (GO): protein binding; ADP binding
Source: RefSeq, a predicted model, not a curated record
AUGAUUAGAGAAAGGUAUGAGAUAUCUAUAUGGCUCUCAGUCUCUCAGUCCUAUUCUAUUUCCAAGUUGCAAAACGAUUUAGCCUUUCAGUUAGAUGAAAGUUUAAAUAAACAGAUCAAGGAUAGUGGAGUAAGUGAGCAGCUAGCAGCACAGUUGAUUUAUGAAAAGUUGCAAGGGAAAAGAUGGCUUGUGGUGUUAGAUGUUGUGUGGAGGGCUAGCAGAGAAGAUGAUUUGUUAGCCAGACUUGGCCUCCCAAGUGGAAACAAUAACCCAUGCAAAAUUGGUGUUACCACAAGAAGUAGGGAGGUUUGCACAAAUUUAAAUGCUGAAAUUUAUUUGAUGCAACAUUUCUCCGAUGAAGAUAGCUGGAGGCUGUUUUGUUUUUAUGCAUUUGGGGGAUCUGAGUCACAGCAGCAUCUGGAAGAGGUGGGUCGUAAGAUUGUAAAGCAAUGUGGAAAUUUACCACUUGCUAUCAAAACAGUAGCCGCAUCUCUGGCAAGGACCAGAUUGCCAAGGGAGUGGGAGUCGAAGCUUCAUGAGCUUGAAGGAGUUGUUGCUACCGAUGUUGAUCGGAUCAUGCCUAUUCUUAGGUUGAGUUAUGACUCAUUGUCUGCACGUCGUAAAGCGUGCUUUGCUUAUCUUUCUUUCUUUCCAGAGGACGAGGAGAUAGAUUGUGAGUAUCUGAUAAAUUUGUGGAUAGGGGAAGGUCUUAUUCCAGCAGGGGAGGGCCAGUGGGAUGCGGCAUGGGACUGUUUAUAUCAACUUGACAAUCUAUGUCUGCUUCAAUUAUGGGAACAAGUGGGAUAUCAACAAUUGCUCGAAGAAAGACUAACCAAAUAUUGUAGAAUUCACGAUCUUUUGCUUGAUUUGGCCAUACAGGUAUCCAGAGAAAGUAAAUGUGUGUUUUCUCUUGAGGAAGCCUCCAAAGAUGCAAGCGGUGACUGUUGUCGUAUUAUACUGGCCAAGAAAAAUAUAAAUUACGACGACAUUUCAAAGAGUCAUCCUGUUUGUCUCCGCAUAUUCUCACUGUCUCAGAAUCAGAGGAUUAAAGGCAUUCCGACAAAUUUGUUUACCGCCAUGAGAGGACUGCGCGUUCUCGAUUUGAGUGGGACAUGCAUCUCCACAUUGCCUGAGAGCAUUGGAAAGAUGAAACUCCUCAAAGUAUUGAAUUUAAGAGAUACAUAUAUUGAGGAGGUACCAAACUGUGUGACACAUCUAAAAAGUCUCUUGUUUUUAUAUCUACCUGCGACAUGUGAGAAGUUACCAGUAUGGAUAAAUGAAGUUAAAUGUCUUCAUUUAGAGUGCGAGCGGGUGAGGCGAAUGCCAAAGGGAUUGUCAAUGCUGGUCUAUUUGAGAACACUGCGAUCAGAAAAGUUGGAUCUAUCCGUUGAAGAGGACGAAUUCAUGAGGUUACAGGAUUUUGCCAAUAUGACUCUACUUCAGGAACUAAGGUUAAAUGUUAAGCAUGAAAUGGAGUGGAAAGGGAUGGAAGAAGGGAUCCUUGUGCAGCUGGUGAAGAUGCGUCGUCUAGCAAUUCACAACUGGACAUGGACAUCAAAUGCAUAG